AACCCCGCCCCUUACCUGUGUUUAACAGGUGCAUAAGGUGCCAGCAACUGAUAUCUCGACUCUGAGACGUCUCGUCUCUCGUCUUAAUAAACAACAAUCGCAGGAACUUCCUUGAAUUUUACUAGGUGAAAUGCCAUACCCACAUGUGGAAAUCACGUUGACAAUACGUGAUGUUAUUUAGAAUUUUGGAAUGCAUAUUCUUGCUACAAUGCCAGAGCCCAGGGUUGAACAAACAUGACUUGCAUUUUUAGAGUAUGCCUUUAUUAAAACUACAUAACCUACAUACAUUAAAUAACCACGAUGCUAUGUGAAAUGUAUGCUCAGUCCAGUUUGUCUAAGUUCUAAAGUCAGACGAAUGCCAUGGAGAUGUAUGAGAAAGUUCUUACCAUUGGUAGGGGGGCUAGUGCAGAAGUCUUCUUGAUGAAGCAUACAGAGACAAAGAAGCUAUUCGCAAUCAAAAGGAUACAGAUAGACACCUCUCGAAAGACAAGAAGCAAAGAGGCGGUUCUGCAAGAAGCUGAAAUCCUGAGGAAGCUCAAGCAUCCCCACAUCAUUACCUGCCAUCACCAUUUCUUUGACUCAGAAGAUGAGUAUAUUUACAUUGUGAUGGAUUACUGUGAUGGUGGGACUUUGGAUGACCGUGUCAAAGAGGGGAGAGGUUACCUUUCAGAGAAAGAGGUGAUGAGGUGGUUCGUCCAAUUAGCAAUGGCUGUGCAGUACAUUCACUCUGUUAAAAUACUCCACAGGGACAUCAAGACGGCCAAUGUCUUCUUAACAAAGAAGGGCAUGGUGAAGCUUGGAGACUUUGGAAUAUCCAAAGUCAUGAAUAACACUAUGGACAUGGCAAGCACUUGUGUGGGGACUCCAAGCUAUUUGAGCCCAGAGCUUUGUCAGGAUGUACCAUACAGCUCCAAGUCAGACAUCUGGGCCCUUGGAUGCUUGUUGUUUGAGAUUUGUGCAUUAAAACCUCCUUUUGAUGCCAAGAACCUUAUCAGUCUGUUCUAUAAAAUUGUAAAAGGGGAAUACAGCAAGGUGCCAGAGAUCUACUCUAAAAAUCUACAUAGUUUGGUUAAAAUGAUGCUCAACACCCUCCCAGAGGAAAGACCCAGUGCUAGUUGCAUCCUCAAUGUGGCUUACGUGCAGGAGCAUCUUGGGAUUUUUAUUAAGGAACAAGAAAUGCAUCUAACAAGACAGCUGACUAAGCCCAGUGGUGAAAGUGGGGGUGCCCAAGCGUCAAUCGAACCCCGCAGCAGAAGCGCCAUUGCUCACAAGAAAAAAGGAAAAGAGCAUUGCAGACCUAAAUCAGCUCCACCAUCCCUCACAGAGGAAUCAGAAGAAGAUGAAGAGGAUGCUUGUGAGUCAGACGAGAAGGAAGAGGCUGCCAAUGUUGGAGACGUGUCAGACUAUUCUGAAGACUUUGACGAUCAGGAUAGUCUAUCUUCAAUAGAGGAGCACAUAGAGGAUGAAUCAUCUGAGCCAUCCCCUGUGCAGAAUGAAGACAUUCCUGAAGAGCUAGAAGUUUCUUACGAUGAAGUAGAUUUGAACGAGUACCCCGAUGACUUUGAGGAGCCGGAGGAAAAUGACCUCACAGAGGUUGUUAACAACGCCCGGAGUGCCAUGGAGGUCACGGCAGAGAAUGAUGCUUUCCAAGAGGAGAGGGGGGGAGGAGAACAAGGCGGUGCGCUGUCCGCCACUUUAAAAGCACUGCGAGAUAAAUGUAUAGAUGAUGUCGGUCAGACGCUUUAUGAAGAAAUCAGUUCUCAUUUCCUGAGGGGUAUGACUGCGAGUGAUUUGCAGCCCCAGUUCGAGCACAAAUUGGGGCCAGACCAGCUGGAGACCUGCUACCUCAUCUUCAGCAUGGACCAGGAACAAACAUAGACUGCCCUUUUUGUAGCAUUUUUAGAAAGCAGGACUUCAUGUUGUCCAAAGACUAUAGUACUAAAGAAUGCAAUAAUGGUUAAUGCUUGUUGUAAAUAUAUUUUUUAACUAGUUUGCCAUGGAUUUGGCAUUAAUCUCUGGUUCUCCACUUUACAGUGGGAGUUAUUGCUAUUAUAGGUCAGUUUAUUUUUUGUGUUAGGAUUAGGAAUAUUUUAAGGUCCACUGACCCAGCAAGGUUUUCUUCAGUUGAUGUUGCUUUGGAUUCAGUGAUCUUUGCUGGUUGAGAAUGUUUACCAGCCUUGAAAUAAUGUUGAAGUUUAUGAUUUUAAUAAGGUUAUGAAUAUCACUAUUGUUUAUGAAAUUCAGAUAAUUGUACUAAACAGAAAGCUAAAAAUAUCUGCCUUUGUAUCUGCUAAAGUACUCAGAUAGAAUUUGAUCUUAGCUGACUGCAAUUCUUAAAGGCAAUUGGUGUAGUACUUUAGGACUUUAGUUAAUGUUGAAAAAAUAAAACAUUGACUUAUGUAAUGAAGUAGCUUAGCCAAAGUGUCUUGACUGUACAUUAGAAAGUGCCAGCUCCAUCAAACGCCUACUGUGGAUCAAGUAUCCUUUUGUAUUGCUGGCAAUAGAGUGGAUACACAGACUAGAAUAAUAUUAAUUGAGAUGGAUUUUUAGAAAAAUAUAUGAAUACUAAAUAAUUUAACCACAUCUUAUUUAUGUAUCUUAAAAAAAGUUUACUGAUUAAAAACUGCUUUUGGUUAGAUGUGUGCAAUUGAUUAAAUGAAAAGUUAGAGAAUUUAAACAGUAGGGGGCAGAACAUGUCUUAUAAAAAUAUAUAAAAAUCCUGUACUGGUUAAAUUGUCAGUGGAAACUUUGAUACCAUUAUAAAGUUAUUGCCAUAUAGAAGGCUAUAUCCCUGCUUUAUUAAAGUAUAAUGAUCUUAAAAUUAGACUUAGUUAUACUUUUACAUUUCUUUAUGACAAUUUUUUAUUUUUUAAAUACGAUACAUAGAAUAAUAGUUUUUUUAUACCAUUUUCACACAUUCCUUUAUAGGAAAUAGAACUAGGCAGGGAAGGCUGUCAUGCAGUUUUAGAUAUUAAAAGAAUUUACAUUCUGUAGGAAAAGUUUACAAAAUUGUAUUGGAAAUGUACUGUGGGUAGACUUUCUGGUGCAGUGUAAAGUUUGCUUCAUAUUUCUGUAUCAGAUGACCUGUUUUAGAUGGAAACCUCAUAUUAAGACUAGCUAAAAACAUGUGUCUCUUCAGUUGAAUAGCCUGCAUGACUGCUCAGCAGCUUAUCCCGAAUGUGAAAUAAAACAAGAUGAGAGGAAAUGUAUGCUACCGUGUAUCUGUGACAUUUCCUGGCUGGCUUUAAAGAGAAUUCAAAACAACCACACUAGCCAAACUUAAUGAAAUGUACAAACACUUGAUGAAAACUGGAGCUAUGCAGAAGAUAAGUAUUCAAAGAUCAGGAAAGAACACACAUCAAAAGGUAAUCCGUAAAGUGGACAAAGUGUCCAUGAGGGUUUGCUCUUUAGUUUGCUAAGUGCUGGUUGUAAAAAUGACUUUUGUGUGGCAUUUUCCCCACUGGGUUUCAUUCAUUCAAAUUACAUACUUUAUUGUUGGUCUGUCUGUCAUGGUUUU
Acipenser ruthenus (sterlet) is the source of this 3517-nucleotide messenger RNA. RefSeq names its product serine/threonine-protein kinase Nek4-like. Gene Ontology annotation, molecular function: ATP binding; protein kinase activity. Gene Ontology annotation, biological process: protein phosphorylation. The record is from RefSeq and is a predicted model, not a curated record. The transcript is spliced from 4 exons. NCBI's taxonomy places the organism in Eukaryota, Metazoa, Chordata, Actinopteri, Acipenseriformes, Acipenseridae. The coding region runs from base 361 to 1878 and encodes 505 amino acids.